Molecule: messenger RNA, 5037 nt
Organism: Onychostoma macrolepis
Lineage: Eukaryota; Metazoa; Chordata; Actinopteri; Cypriniformes; Cyprinidae
Gene: gpc5c
Product: glypican 5c
Exons: 9
Coding region: 235-1971 (578 amino acids)
Biological process (GO): regulation of protein localization to membrane; positive regulation of canonical Wnt signaling pathway; cell migration
Cellular component (GO): extracellular region; plasma membrane; cell surface
Source: RefSeq, a predicted model, not a curated record
AGAGAGAUUUCUGAAUGAUUCCACAUGCUGAAUGGAUUCAGUGACACUCAGUGAACGGGACGCAGCGGCGCUUUUCCCUUCUCGGUUUGGGAAGGAAGGACUCGCUACAGCCGGUGCAGUAAUGUGAAAGUCCAACACAGGCGACUUUCUACUCUUUUCUUUUUACACAUUUUGCAGCCAGUCUCUGAUCAUUAAGCAAUUCCACCGCACUGAUUUCUCCACUGAAAUGCCGUCAUGCCACGCGUGAAUGUCAGCUGGAUUAUUACGGUGCUCGCGGUGGAGCUCGCGACACUGUCCGCCGCGCACGCUCACAGCUGUCACGAGGUGAAAACAGCGUUUCAGGUGCGUCAGAUCGGCCAGCUGAAAUGGGUGCCGGAAACACCUGCUACAGAUGUGGACCUGUCGAUAUGCAAGCACGCUGGGCCAUCAUGUUGUACGCGAAGAAUGGAAGAAAGCUACAGAGCAGCAGUCCUGAGAGACACCACCCAGAACAUCAGAUCAUACAGCUUUGAGCUGAAAUAUCUCAUUUCAGCACAUGCUGCCGCCUUUCAGGAUACGUUCCAGUCUCUAAUCACCUUCUCUCAGAAUCACCUGACCUCUUUGUUCGAGACCACAUACUCUUCUCUCAUGUCGUCCAUCUCCCCUCACGUCGUCUGCCUCUUCACGGACCUUUCUCGCUUCCUCCAGGGCACCGGCAACGUCUCUGUUGAAGCUGCGGUCCACUGUUUCUUUGACAGUCUCUUCCCAUUAGUCCACACUCGUAUUGUCAAUCCUGGCAUGGCUGGGAGCAUCAGCGAGGACUCUUCUGAUGCAAACCAGCUUGGAGACUGUCUCCGCAUGACUAGGCAGGACGUUAAUCCCUUUGGGGCGCACCCAAAGGCAAUGGCAGAUACGCUUGCAAGUGCAUUGCGGGCAGGCCGGGUGCUCAGCCUGGCGCUCGGUGUGGGAUUGGAAGUAAUGAACGUUACCGAUACGGCAGAGUUGUCCAAGGAAUGCAGUCGCGCUUUGGUACGCAUGCAUUACUGCUCUCAUUGCCGUGGACUCACCCUGAUCCGGGCGUGCAGCGGCUACUGCCUCAACGUCAUGCGUGGAUGCCUGGCUAGCCUCUCGGAGCUCCACAACCCCUGGAGACAGUACGUCACAGUGCUGCAGGAUCUCACUCACAUUGUUGCCGGAGCGCACAACCUGGAGCUCGCCUUGCUGGGGAUCAGAGGUCAGGUUGAGGAGGCCAUACUCUAUGCUCAGCUCCACGGGCCCAGGCUAACUGCUACGGUGGAUAAGGUAUGUGGUCACUCUUCAAAUGCUACUUCAGCCACAGUCAGGACGUUUCCUCCGACUUCAGUCACCCCUCCACCUGCCAACAGCUCACAGGACGUUCCAGGAUCCGAUAAUAUCGGCAUGUUGGCGCACCUUCACAGUUCACUCCCUCUGAGAACCUCCAAGAGCGAUGGAGGUAGAACUCUGAAAAAGGUUGCACGGGAGUUUACGGGGUAUCUCUCCCGGUAUAAGUCUUUCUUCUCCAUACUUCCGGAGACAUUGUGCGAGGGAGAGAUGGGCGUUGACGAGCUCACGUGUUGGAGUGGAGAUGACGUAGUCAAAAGUUAUACUGCAAGAGUGGUGGGCAAUGGAGUUCGUGCUCAAAGACAGAAUCCAGAAAUAAGGGUCAGAGGUGCUGACCCUGUGCUUAUGGAUGUCAAAAACAAACUCGAGCUCUUCAACAUGGAAAUUCAAGAGAUCAUGCCUGGUGUGGGGCACAGGGAGUCCUGGGACGAGAGAGGAAGUGGAGAGAGCAGUGGUGAAUGUGAUGAUGAGGACGGUUGUGAAGGUUCUGGAGAGUCUGUGGCAUCUCCCACGGUCUCCUUAGAAGACUCGCCCAUCACCCAGAACACAUCUUCAUCGGAUGCGUCUCUUUCCAUGGCCAGCUUCAUCAUCAUCAUCCUCGCUCUGGGGCUGCACUGGCCCUUCAUGUGAAAGGCCACAAGCGCAUACACACACAAUGAUCAUAUACAUAAAGGUGAACAUCAUGAAGAAAUGUCAGGGUCUUAUUUCCUCCAAAAAUCAAAAGAAGAAAAAAAAAAGAAAGAAAUACAUUUUGAUUUUAUAAUGAAAAUGAUGCAUUUUACAAAUUUGGCAUUAUUUAAUUCAAUGGUUAUAUUUUUUGUUUGCCAUUACUCUGGUCUUCAUGAUCAUUCAGAAAGCAUUCUAAUAUGCUCAGUUGUUAAUGCUGGAUAUUAAAUGUUAAUGUUGGAAACAAAACAAAAUAGAAAGAUUUUUUUUUUUAACAAUUUACACUACUUUUCAAAGGUUUGGAGUCAGUACAUUAUUAGGUUUUUUUUUUUUUUUUUUUUUAAUUGAAAGAAUUAGGCUUUUUUUCAGCACGGAUAUGUUAAAUUGUUACAAAAGAUUUCAAUGUUGAAUAAAUGCUGCUAUUUAACAUUUUAUUCAUCAGUGAAUCCUGAAAAUCACAGGUAUCACAGGUUCCAAAAAAUAUUAAGCAGCACAAAUGCUUCCAACACUGAUAAUAAAUCAGCAUAUUAGAAUGAUUUCUGAAGGAUCAUGUGACGCUAGAGACUGGAGUAAUAACUGGUGAAAAUUCAGCUUUGCCACAACAGGAAUAAACUAUAUUUUAUUCUACUAAAAAUAGAAAACUGUUAUUUUAAAUUAAAAAAUACUGUUUUUACUGUAUUUUUGAUCAAAUAAAUGCAGCCUUGAUUAGCAUAAAAAAAUAUUUUAAAAAAUAUUAUUUUUCAAAUUCUUUUUUGCAUUGCAGGGUACUAAGAAUUAGUGGAAGGCUUUUUUUUUUUUUCCUUUUUUUUAAAUUUAAUUUAAAUUUGGUUCAUAUUUGGUAAAUAUAUAUUAUAGUAUAUAAUAAACAUCAUGGUCUUAAUGCUUCAUAUAUUUUUUUGUUUCUUUCUUUUGGUUUUGGGGUGAAACAUGACCAGGUCAUUUCCUGACCGUUCAUAUGAGUUCACUCACACUGUAUCCCUAAAUAUUCACAUUGCAAGGUUGAUUCAUUAUGUUCCCAGCCCCUUUAUGUGAAAGACUCCAGCAGGGAGACUAGCUGUGCUCUCUGGGGUUUAAGUGUUAACACUCUUCACAGACUUCUAAUAUCAGAACAAAAUUAUCAUCAUCACUGACUGGGACUGUGGAAUGCAUGACAAAAUAUGUGCAUCUGUGGAAACAUCGCUCAUGACCACACAACAAAAAGAAAACAGAAUCUGUCUGCAUAGUAAGCAAGGGACUUUACCACCAUACACACACACAGAGCAUUAUUGAAUGAAACUAUGAAUGAUAUGCACAUUGUACUAUGUAUAUAGUUUGAACUGGCGCUGAAUUUAUAGGACAACGAAUGUUUAAGUAUCACACAAACUUUUUUUAAAGAUUUCUUCAGCUGUGACUGAAACCCACACAAACACAUAGUUAUAAUGACAUACAUCUUACAAAAUAUCCGCAAUCUUCUUAGGCUUUGCUGUUACCUGUUUGCACGACUUUCAUGGAUUUAAAGGGCUCAAAGCAUCCCUUUAAUACUUUGUUUUGUUAAUUCCUGCAUUUAGCUUCCAAGUGCACAGCUUUUCUAAGAAAACACACUUUUAAUUUAAAGAUGAUAGUUUAUUAAACAUAUUUGAGACAUACUGUGUCAUUUGGAGUAUACCUUGUCAGUUUCAUGAGGUUAAUAUUUUACAGAAUUACAUAUUUGAAAUUGCACUAAACUUGCUUUAUUCAAACUAAAAAAGAAAAAGAAAAAAAAAAAAAAGUGUAGUUUCCCCCCCAAAAGUGUGGUACAGGUUUGCGUGAAUGUUGUCAUGUUUAAUGGAGAAAAAAGAAAAAAAAUUCACAGAUAUGCAGAAUGCCUUUCUUUUAUAAAUAAUGAACUUAAAGUAAAGCAAUGCAGGAUGUUUAGAGAUACCAAAUAUUUUCUAUAAUAGCUUCUUUAGCAAUCUGUUUAUUUCCUAUUAUAUGUUAACAUUUAAGAGUCAGUAUUUAAACAUUGCUAUAGUUCUUACACAGAAGCAAAGAAGGUCUAAUGAGUCUGUAAACAUUUUUAAUGUUUAUGCGUUUUCUUUUUGUUGUUGUUGUAGUUGCUGUGUCUGAUUGCACAUGAAUUGCUUUCCCUCAUGUAUCUCUGAUGUUGGUUCUAUAAUGUUUUUAUAUGAACGUUCACAAAUCUUCAUAUACAUUCUUACAUUUGCAAGCCAACCAUUUAGCCUCAGAUAACACAGAUACACCUGCAGGGUGCAAAUUACAGGGGGUUAAACCCCACAAAUUAGAGACAGAACAAAGGGUUUGGGGUUUUACCUUGUGGUUUCCAUUAGGUCCAAUUUUGGGUUGUACUUUGACAACGUCAUGUCAUUAUCACUUUAUUAUAGCACAUAUCACAAAUGUAUGUCAGAAAGUUUAUAAUUUCAUUUAAACAGAUUUUAAGAUGGUAAACCGUUGUCUAAUAUGCUCAGCAAAAAAAUAAAUAAAUAAAUUAAAAAAAAAUAUUGGGGGUUGCAUGAUGAUCUUAGAAUAAUAAAGAAGAAUAAGAGGAGUUCAUCCAAAAAAAAAAAAAAAAGUAAAAGUGCUGUUAUUAUUUAAUCAACUUCACCCUCAGAAUAUUGUUAAAAAGUUCACCAUUUAUUUUCUGCAGAACAAAGUCAUACAAGUUUCGAAUGACAUCAGGGUCAGUAAAUGACAGAAUUUUCAUUUUUGGGUGUAUUGUUUCUUUAAUCUUGCACUCUACAAUGUAUCUAUAAAGAUUCCUUUAUUUAAAAAAAUAAAUGUUGUUGAAGGUCAUUGUGUAGUUCACACCAUGAAUAGAUUUAUGCAAUGCCAUGCAAAGCCAAUGUUUUUUACACCAAUGUUCCAAACUGAAAAAUGGAUUGCGAUUACAGCUUGUUUGCUGUAUUUUUUAAUUUUUUGGUUUGUUUGUUUGUUUGUUUGUUCAUGGUUUGGUUGGUACAGUUGAACACGUAUGGCUCAGCGAAUGAAGCUACUGAAAAACUAUCAAAUAUACACAGCGCAUAUAAAAAGUUGGUUAAACAGCUAAUAAAGUGA